Molecule: messenger RNA, 2826 nt
Organism: Heterotrigona itama
Lineage: Eukaryota; Metazoa; Arthropoda; Insecta; Hymenoptera; Apidae
Source: the annotation of a GenBank genome assembly
UGCAUGAUUGCAUACAGGAUAGGUUUUUCUCGCGAAUUUGAUAAAAGUUUACAUUGUGACAUUUUUCGUUAUUUCUGUGAAUUUACUGUAUUUAUAUUGUUGAAGAGAAGGAGAGAAGUUGGUACUUUUUCGUCAAACUGUGCUACGAUACGAUUUCAACGAUUUAUCGCCAUUUUUCACCAACAUGCUCCAUCACUUACAAUUUAUAGUUUAUAUUACAGUAUCGACUUGUCCGAUUCGUAGCUUCGUUCACGUGUAUACGCAUGGUUUGCCCACGCUUAGGUUAUGUUUCGAGAGGCAUGUUUAGAGGUUAUGUGACUACAACAAAAUAUUCAUUUCUUCGAAACGAAAAUCUCUGACGAUUACGACGAUUACAAAGAGAAAUAUCACGAACAUGACAACGUUAUACGUCGUCGAUCAUCAGUCGUCGUAUUUUUGGACGGAUCGUUCUAGAAACUGAGGAUGAGAUUUCUGCUGUUCGGACUAUCCAGGUACGGCGUGCGCCGUAACUCAGGACUACGGGAGUUUCGACGUUGGCACGCGAUUUCGUAUAAAAAUGUCGAACCAACAUCGAGAAGGAAAUUGGACGCGAAUGUCCUAUCUGUGCGCGAUAAACUGUUAUAUUGCGACUACUUGGACUUGGAGAACGUGCAAACGGGUUUCAAAAAGAGGAAAACGUUGGAGAAAUUGCAGCGCGCGGAAGAAGAAAGGGAAAGGUACGAGGAGAUUGCACACAAACCCGUGUUCAGCGUUCUGUUGAAUAAUCGAACGACGAGUAAAGAGAAGGUCGAUUCUCAGAGCGAAGAGAACGACAAAUGGGGAACCGCGGUGAAAGAGAAGCCUGUGCACAUGCCGUACGCGAUGGUAGAUUCGUACGAGAUGAUAAAUUCGUCGGGAGCGUGCAACGAUGCCGAGGUAUCAAGCGAGGAGUACGAAAGUUUGCACGAUAGUUAUUUGAAGGUAAAGACGAGCGGCUUGACGCAGCUGAAUUUCGAGGAUUUCGUCAAGACGAUGGAAAAGAGCGUGGAUCGUGGAUGGAGUAUGCCGCAGGGUGAGUUGUGGAAAAUACCAGACAACUGGAUGACCGAUUACGAGCAGUUCGACGACUCGUUGAUGAACUGGUACGCGAGGUACGGCACGCCGGAUCCCGAUUCGAAAGUGAGCUCCGUGCCGUGCGGCGGUUGCGGUGCUUUGCUCCACUGCAGAGAUCCAGCGAUUCCCGGAUACUUGCCGUCGGAAUUGUUCCCCUUCAAAAAUACCGACGAGCUGAAAUCGACGAUAUGCCAGAGAUGCCACUUUCUGAAGUUCUACAACGCGGCGUUGGAGGUGAAGGUAUCGAUCGAGGAUUACCCCAGGCUGUUGAAAGUGAUCAAGAGCAGGAAAUGCGCCAUCGUCCUGAUAAUCGAUGUGACCGAUUUCCCUUGUUGCAUUUGGCCCGAUCUGAAGACCAUCUUACACCCUUUCACGCCGAUUUUUCUGGUUGGCAACAAGGUCGACUUGCUGCCCAAGGACUGCCCGUCGUUUCUUGAGAACGUGAAACGACGGCUGAUAGACGCGGUGAUCGACAUAACCGGCGUGAAGAGAGAAAACAUCACACACGUGCAACUCACGUCCGCGAAAACCGGAUACGGCAUAGAGCAGCUGAUAAAUAAUUUGCAGAACAAGUGGCAAUACAAAGGAGACGUUUAUUUAGUUGGUUGUACAAACGUUGGAAAAUCUUCGUUGUUCAACACCUUGAUAAAUUCCGACUAUUGCAAGGUACAAGCUAUCGAUUUGGUGCAACGCGCUACAGUGUCCGCUUGGCCGGGGACCACGUUAAAUUUACUCAAGUUUCCAAUUUUAAAUCCGACUGGCAAGAAACGUUGGUUAAGAACAAUGAGACUAGUCGAGGAAACGUCUUACAAGAUGUCGGAGUUAGAGUACAAUAAUUUAAAGUUUAAAGAAACCAGGAACAUCAAAUAUGCGACAUUGAAAGAUCACGUUGGUAAAACAUUUAUUACGAGAUCGUCGAGCAAUCCAAUGGCAAAUCCCUUCUCCGAGACGUCGCACAGAUCCAUGUGUGGAAACUCCGUCCUCGACGAGUCUAGACCAGAGUACAAGCAAACUCGUUGGUGUUACGAUACUCCGGGCACAAUUCAGAUCGAUCAGAUACUAAAUUUGCUGACCACCGACGAACUGUUGCUCACGCUGCCGCAAGAAAUCAUCUCACCGAGAACUUUCAUGUUCAAGCCUGAACAAACCGUGUUCGUGGCUGGCAUGGGAAGGUUGGAUUACCUCGAAGGAGAGCACUUCAUACGAUGUACGUUGUUCGCGAGCAAACAUCUACCUAUAACGAUGUGUCGGACCACAGAUGCCGACGAGGUGUACGAUCGUUUGUUGACUACGAAAGCUUUCGUCGUGCCUGUCAACGAUCCGGAACGGUUAAAAUCGUGGCCGAAGCUGUUGAAAUCGAAAGAGAUGAAUGUGGUCGGCGUGGACAGAGAGGAAUCCGUUGCUGACGUCGUACUGUCGAGUAUAGGUUGGAUCGCGAUCACGCCUUUCGAGAACGAAAGUGCCUUGUUGAGAGCGUGGACGCCUCAAGGUCGCGGCAUAUACUUGAGGAGCCCGCCACUGCUGAGCAAAUCAGUCAGUCUUCGGGGUCGCAAAGUUCAGGGUACACCGAUGUAUCUGUUGGGCCGACAAGUUAAUGGGCGAGACGAGCUGUGCGUUUUACUUGCGACUCUUUCGGGGACUGGGACGGAUGACCGGAGUCCUCUGCAAAAGCAACAACAAGGACAAGAAGAAAACGUUCGAAGAAAAACAAAAUGGAUCGCACGAAGCGCGUGA